This is a messenger RNA of Schistosoma intercalatum, 3896 nucleotides long. The record is from the annotation of a GenBank genome assembly. NCBI's taxonomy places the organism in Eukaryota, Metazoa, Platyhelminthes, Trematoda, Strigeidida, Schistosomatidae.
AUGACCAGGCCAUCUAAAAAACAUAUAAUCUCUCCUGAUGCCUAUAGCACCUGCAAAAGAUCUAAAUCAGUCACUAAAGCGAAUAAUGUGAAACCUUAUAAACACACUGAUCAGUCUGCAUCCUACUCUGAUCUUCCCUCAGCCACACUUAACGUGCACCGUUUACUUGGACAAGACAUAUUACUACCUUGCAUCUCGCUUGUCGAUAUAAAUAAAAGCAGUCACAUACCGUUAGAGUCGACAUCAUUUGUCAGUCCAAACAAAAACACCACAUGUUGUGAGCAGUAUUUAGACAGUGCUGUUGAUCCCAAACACCCAGCAAUCUCACAAUCGGCCAUCCUGAGUAGCGGCCCACGGAGUACAUGUAAGCCUGCCUACAAUAGCCAGCCCGGUGAUGUAGAUCUUGACUACUCACCCAGACAUAUACCCCAUCCCCCAACUAAGUGUGCACAAAGUGAACAUCCGCUAGACACCUGCAACAGGCCUGUAUGUAACCAUAUCGACCUUAGAAACUUUGAUAUAAACUCCGAUAAUCUCACCACUGGUAGACCUAAAAGCAGCCAAACAGAACUUAGCCUCACCCAAACUAUUCAAGACCUAUUACCGUACAAAUAUUUAAUCAGUGUUCCAGAAAAUCCCGAUCUGGAAAUUAUAAAAAACACUGAAAAAGUAAUUGACCAUAUAUCAUCUGAAGUGUUGAAAAGACUUCAGUGUAUGCAGAAUGUUAUUGUGUAUAAUAUACCUGAUAGUACGAACAUAAAGACUGCUAAAAAUACUCUGCUACAAGAAUGUGGAUUGUCGCAAUCUUGGUGUGUAACAAGAAGAUUACGUAAGGCACACACUAAAGCCUCCUGUCCCAUUCUAUUUCAGUUUGGUAGCACCACUGAAGCUAAUCACCUCCUCAAUAGUCAGUCAUUACUGAGGCGUAUUCCAACAUUUAAAAAGAUUAGGAUCAUUCAUGACAGGACCGCUAUCCAGCGUCGAAUCUGCAAUGGAACACAAACUGAUCAACCCAGCUUACGUAGCCGUGGCAGCUACAGCUCUUGUCACUGCACAAACCCUAAAAUAUCAUACACUGCCCCCCCAAAAAACGGAGGCACGUCGGACACUGCUAUUAGUCCUAAGGACAAGACCGCACAUAAAGCAGCUACAACCACUCACCCUCAGCCCAGACACUCAGCUACCCCACAAUGCCAAACCACUUAUGCCUCAAUAGCGUCCAAAUAUUACCCUAGCGGCCCUUAUAAAAUGCCUAAAAAUGAUCCUCCCAGGGAUCGCGCUAACAGCUACAGACCCGCGGACACCGCUGUGCGAAAAAAUACCAAACUCUCCGUAAAAACCCACCAAUACUCCAGCACCCCAAACCAAAAACAUGCACCUUCUCAUAGUAAUAGAAUGCCCUACAACAAACAUAGAGAACUGGCAACACCCACUCAUCCUAAUGUGAAACGACACUUGACAAGAACCACACCCACACGUGAUACCCAUAAGUCAUAUGGUGUCAACCUUGUAAGCCCCAUGAACCAACACAAAACUAUACACAACAGAAACACCUCUCCUGGCAACAAUAACAGGCAUUCCUUCAUCCCUUACCAGAAACAUACAACCUCCCCAACUGACCACAAUAGGACUAAAAUUGCCCACCGCACACGAGGAAGCCAUAACGCUGGCCUACUUGGGAACCCACCUACAGAUUCUAGGUACUAUCCAAAUCAAGCCACCCAAUACAACGGUUUAGUCCCCCCUAAUUCGACAUGCACACUAUCUCAUCCUUUUUUAUCUCUCUCCCCCUCAACAUUACUGCUAUGGGGUCUCCAAAUGUUGAGGGCGACAAUCCCACUAUUCUGAAACCAUCUAUAUACUCCGAUUUAAUGGGGAGUAGCACAUCCUACUCAACUUCGAUAACUGUCUCUAGUCUUGAAAACUCCUUGACUGAACCCCCUGAUCAUUCCCCGGACACAUUACCUAAUCAUUCGACUCUACCUUCCACUCUUAGACAUACUUCUUUCACCAAAACCACACCCGACUACCCUUCUUGCAUUAACCCUAAUGGUAACAAACUAAACACUCAUCAAUAUGGAGUCAACGCUCCCAAUUCUUCCUUUUCUCAGGGCAAAACAGACAAACCACUCGGUUUACAUCAUACCCUUCUACUAGACAAACAGUCACCGUACCUGACACUUAUGUUAAUCAACGCUAGAUCUGUACAAAGUAAGAUGACUUACCUACGCACCCUAUUGCUUUUAAACAACCCCUCACUUGUUUUGAUAACGGAAAGUUGGCUGUCCUCCGAUACCACAGACACAUUUCUACAAAUAGACACCUAUGAGCUCUUCCGCUGUGAUCGAGUCACCAAGAAGGGUGGUGGUUGUCUCGUCUAUGUAUCAAAAAAUUUGAGAGCGGAAACCUAUAGCGACCACGUCCUCAGCAAACUUCCUGAAUCGAUAUGGCUUACUGUGCACACUCAUGAAUGUAAAAUACUAAUCGGAUGCAUAUAUCGAGCUCCUAACACUCCUAGUUCAACUGACACUAUUAUAAGUGAGUCAUUUGCUCAGGCUGCCUCGCUUGACUUCACAUACAAAAUUGUAUGUGGUGAUUUCAACCUUCCCACCAUCAACUGGAAGACACAUUCUGGCCCAUUGUGCUUUGAAAGCAUACUUAGGUCCUUAGACAUACACGGCUGGCAACAACAUGUACACCUGCCUACACGAAAUCACAACAUUCUUGACUUGAUAUUCUGUCAUAGUGUCACACCAACAUCAAUGGUGGUUAGCGAAAAGUUUCACAACAGCGAUCAUAAAAUAGUCCUCUGCACCCUUCCGAUUCUUGCCAUAUGCAACAAAUUAAAGACAUUAAAAACGCGAUUCCAAUACAGAGACUAUGCAAACGCUGACUGGGAAAACUUUCGAUUUCUAAUAAAGCACUCUGACUGGGGCAGUUUCUUUACCAGUAAUAACCUCUUAGAAACAUUAGAAAUAUUCAAUAUCACCACCAAAUCUGCACUAGACACCACUAUACCCUCUAAAAUUGGUUUUAAAACAGUUACUCCCUAUAUAAACCAAAAGACUAGGUCUAAACUGAGAAAACUGAAAAGGAUGUACUAUAUAUCAAAAGACUUCAGUGCCCUGCACCAGAUAUACUCUGUACUUGACGGAGUACAAAGUCAACACAACAAGCAUAAACAGGUAGAGGAACGUACUGCGCUCGCUGCUGCAUCUAAAGCCCAAGCCCUAUGUCGUCUCCUCACGAAACGCAUAAGAAAGAACACAGACAACAACAUUCACUCCUUACUGCACGAUGGAGUAACGUAUAAUGACCAAACCGUCAUAUGUGAACUAUUAAGUGAAUGGUUUUCUCACAAUGGGAAUACAUCUGAUGCCCCAGAUAUCGACAUAAAGUGCACCGGCAAAAACUAUCUUAGUACCAUAAACUUCGACAUUACGAGUAUACAUACCGCCAUUAAAACCCUUAAACCAAAUGCGAGUUCUGGUGCCGAUGACAUCCCUUCAAUCGUUUAUAAAAUGUCAGGGCCGGACAUACAGACGCUACUACUCAAAAUAUACACAUUAUCUUUAGAGACAGGUACAUAUCCGGAAACCUGGAAGGUAACGUAUGUUCUACCCAAACACAAAUCCGGACCGAGAAACCUGGUUGAAAACUACAGACCUAUAAAUAUCACUCCAGUCAUAUCACGCAUAAUGGAAAAAGUGAUACAAAAUCAACUAUCUGAUCACCUACUCAAGGAAGACCUGAUAGACCCGUCACAACACGGCUUCAUUAGAACAAGGUCGUGCAGUACAUGCCUGAUAGACUUCUUUAACGAGGUUACUCGUAUGCGUGACCAGAAGAAACUAGUUAUUAUACUAUACUUCGAUAUUAAGAAAGCCUUUGAUAAA